AUGUCCAACGCACUCGCCCCUCCGCUCAGGAGCGCCAUGAAGCAGUCUUCCCGGCCCAGCUCUCCCGUAGCCUCCCCGCAACUCGGCCGCGUGCCCCUUCCCCCCGCACCGAGCACAGCCAUCCCCGCCCCGCCCGCCGCCGCCGCCGCCCCGUCCCCCGAGCACGCCUUCCACCCGCUCCCCGCCUCCAACGCCCAGCCCCCGCCCGCCCACUCCAGCAUCCACCACCCCGAGCAUGAGAAGGAGUCCCACCACACCUCAUCCCACCCCCACCACCCGACCUACACCCCCAAGGUCUCCUUCGACACCUUUGAGAACCCCGCUGCAAGCAUGUUCUCCUUCACCCUCCGCGCACAGACAGAUCUCUACCGCCGCACACGCAACACCCGUGUCUUCCUGUGCGCUGCGAGUCCAGAUGAGAGCGGGAGCGAAGCGCUGGACUGGGCGAUCGACACCCUCGUCCAGGAUGGAGAUGAGCUGAUCGUGUUUCGAGGCGUCGAUGAAGACGAGCUGGCGGAAAAAGACCACGAUCUAAUCCGCGACUCUGCGCGCGAACUUCUGGCAUCCAUCCAGGCCCACGCCCACGCCUCCGCACCCGACCGCCAGCUCUCCCUCAUCCUCGAAUACGUCGCCGGAAAAAUCACAGACUCCAUCGACCGCCUCAUCGCGCUGUACCGCCCCGACUCUCUCGUCGUCGGCACGCGCGGACGGCGCUUCGGCGUCGGUUUGGUGCAGGGACUCGGCGCGGGCCUGGGGCUGGGCGUCGGUGCCGGGGGCAUCGGGAGUGUGAGCAAGUAUUGUCUCUCACAUUCGCCUGUGCCGGUCAUUGUCGUCCGGCCUGGUAGAAAACUGCGCAAGGCCGUCGAAAAGCGCCGCGCAGAUCCCAAGCGUGGUAGGCACUUUGAUUCUUGA
This is a messenger RNA of Psilocybe cubensis, 912 nucleotides long. RefSeq lists its product as uncharacterized. The transcript is spliced from 3 exons. The coding region runs from base 1 to 912 and encodes 303 amino acids. The record is from RefSeq and is a predicted model, not a curated record. NCBI's taxonomy places the organism in Eukaryota, Fungi, Basidiomycota, Agaricomycetes, Agaricales, Agrocybaceae.